AUCGUCGGAGGACAAUUAUUUUAACCCGAACAGUUCCAGACUUGUUCGACGAAACCCGAACGUUAUGUUUUUACCAGUGUUUACUCUUGUCAUGAACAUAUCAACAUAACCUCAACCUCAACUCAAAUUCAAAUCACAAAACCAAAACAUUUAAAAAUGAAAAAUUAACUUGCUCGGCCUUUGAAAAUGUUGUGUUUCCGUUACGUAAAGUGUCCAAUUUCUCGUCGGUUUUCCUCAGCAGCUAAUGCCCUUCCGAAGGACGUAACAAUACUCAAUACUCCAUACACAAAAGACGAUUAUACAAACGUAACAAGUCGAAUUGUGUCUCAUAUUGAAAGAAAUUUACACUUGCAACAGAACCACCCGUUGAAUUUGGUUCAACUAAGGAUCGUGGACUAUUUUUACAAGUCGUUUUUAAACGCAAGAAGAAAUCCUUUAUUUUCUGUGCAUAGAUCAUUGAGCCCAAUAGUAACUGUGAACCAAAAUUUUGAUAGUCUUCUAAUACCUAAAGAUCAUGUUUCGAGAUCAAAAAGUGACUGUUAUUACAUCAAUAGAGAUUAUCUGCUUAGGGCUCACAUGACUGCCCAUCAAGCUGAGCUGUUAUUAGGGGGCCUAAAUAACUUUUUAAUAGUUGGGGAUGUGUACAGAAGAGACGAAAUCGACAGAACUCAUUAUCCAGUAUUUCAUCAAUUGGAUGCUGUAAGACUUAAAACACGAGAUGAACUAUUCCCCAAUGAUUCUAGUUUACAACUUUUUGAAGCUGGUAAUAAUACAGAUAGCUUUGGAGGCCAGGAAAAACAAGCCUGUCAUACAUUGGAAGCUGCUAAACUUAUGGAACAUGAGCUAAAAGCCACUUUAGAGGGUCUAGGAAAACAUUUAUUUGGUGAUGUUGAAUAUCGUUGGGUUGAUACAGUUUUUCCUUUUACCCAGCCAAGCUGGGAGUUGGAAGUAUUUUAUAAUGGUGGUUGGUUGGAAGUUCUAGGUUGUGGCAUUAUGAGACAGCCAAUUCUUACUAAUUCUGGAGUCAAAGAUCGUAUAGGAUGGGCUUUUGGUAUUGGUUUAGAACGCAUUGCAAUGUGCUUAUAUAAAAUACCUGAUAUAAGAUUAUUUUGGUCAAAGGAUUCAGGAUUUUUAAACCAAUUUAAAACUGAUGAUAUCUCUAAAUCAAUAACUUAUAAAGAAAUUUCUCAAUUUCCACAAUGUAUUAAUGACUUGAGCUUUUGGUUGCCUGAUGAUGAAUUUUCAAGUAAUGAUUUUUAUGAUUUAGUUCGUAAUGAAGGUGGCGAUCUUGUUGAGCAGGUUCAAUUAAUUGAUAGUUUUACACAUCCAAAGUCAAAGAAGAUGAGCCAUUGUUAUAGGAUUACUUAUAGGCAUAUGGAAAAGACACUGACACAGAGUGAAGUGAACGCUGUUCAUCAAAAAAUUGCUGAUGCUGCAACUUCAAAACUGUUUGUUACUAUCAGAUAAUUUAGAGUUAAAGGAGGUUGUUUAAUAAAUUAUUUAUUUUUAUGGGUUUUUUUUUAUUCCCCAUGCGAUUAUCAAAUGGCAAUAUUGGGCACUGGCUUGAACUAGUGAACAGCAAGCUGGAUGCAUGCAGGUGACCAGGUCACAUUUGCACCAAUUUCACCAAAAACUGGCUCUAGUCCAAAAAAUAGAGCUUGACGCUUUAGGAGCUACUAAGUGCACUUGGUUUGGAAAGUCAAAAAGAUCAAGCAACUGGCGUAGGGAACGAAUUAACCCUGAUGUGACUACAAAAGCAUAUAUGGCAACCAGAAAGCAGAUUUUCCUGCAAAACAAAACCCAGAACUGAACAUGUAGGCCGAGUGCUGGGCUCAUUGAGGAUUAUGAAAGUCUAGCUCAAAUUGAGAAAUAUACUGGUAUACAGAAGUAUUAAAUUAUAAUUAUAUUUCUUUGAGCUUUUUUUUUUCAAGAAAGGCUUGAUAAGUUUGAUGUCUUAAUUCCAUGGGCAACUGAUUACAUGACUUGGAAGCGCUCAUUAUUAAUGUCUCUAUAUUUACAAUCCAACAUUUAUUCUGCUGGGUAUUAAAAUUAUAUUUGCCUGUAUUGUAUAAAUUCUUCUCCCGCUAUUUCUAAGAAAUAUAAUUAUUUGUUCAACCGAAGGUGUCCCAAUUUUCUUAAUUAUUGGAGGCCAGGGAUAUCGUAAAAAUCUGAGGCGGCAUGUUUUCUUUUGGUAAAAACCCUUAGAAGAAUUCUCUAGGAAAUCUAGAUUUGAUAAAAGUUUGAAUUUUGACUGGCUCUUGAUCAGCUCCAGGAAAGUUUUUCAAAGAAUCAAGAGCCAGUAAUAAUUCAAAUUUUGAUUAUCUGGCUCUUUGAU
Molecule: messenger RNA, 2335 nt
Organism: Ceutorhynchus assimilis (cabbage seed weevil)
Lineage: Eukaryota; Metazoa; Arthropoda; Insecta; Coleoptera; Curculionidae
Source: the annotation of a GenBank genome assembly